This is a messenger RNA of Manihot esculenta (cassava), 804 nucleotides long. RefSeq lists its product as uncharacterized. Lineage: Eukaryota; Viridiplantae; Streptophyta; Magnoliopsida; Malpighiales; Euphorbiaceae. The transcript has a single exon. The record is from RefSeq and is a predicted model, not a curated record. The coding region runs from base 98 to 607 and encodes 169 amino acids.
CUCAAGACGCAAACUUUCCACAGAUUUUUCUUGCCACCUAAAAAUUUCUAAUUUUCUUUUUCUCACUUGUUCCUCUUGAAUCCCUAAAUUUCGUUUAAUGGGUGUCUGCUAUUCCUCUGAAUCUACCCGUGUAGCUACUGCAAAGCUGAUUCUACAAGAUGGAAGGUUGCAAGAAUACUCCUACCCUGUUAAGGUUUCUUAUGUUCUCCAAAAGAAUCCUACGUAUUUCAUCUGCAACGCCGACGAAAUGGAGUUUGACGACGUCGUUUCUGCCAUUAACGACGAUGAAGAGCUUCUACCUGGACACCUGUAUUUUGCUUUGCCUUUGAGUCGGUUAAAGCACCCUUUGCAGCCGGAGGAAAUGGCUGCAUUGGCUGUCAAAGCUAGCUCUGCGUUGAUGAAAAGUAAUAAUGGUGGUGAAAAAUAUGGAUGCCGCCGGAAUUCGGGUUCACCGUUUGUGUAUUCCGGCGAGAGUGAUGGCAAAUCUAGUGGGAGAAUGACAGCACCCGCCGCAACAGGCGUAAGUGGUGGUAGUGGUAAGGGGUGGAGGAGAAAUGGUGGUGGUGGGAGGAAGUUUACGGCGAUGUUGAGUGCAAUACCUGAAUAGGGGUAGUUUAGGAAAUGAAUAAGGGGUAUGAGUGUAAAUAUUGUUAAUGAUUGAGGCUCAUUCUCAAAAUUCUUGUAGAUUGCCCUUCGAUUAGUUUGAUUGAUAAUUUUGAUACACUACCCUUGGCAGCUAACCAUUUAAGGGUUGUAUUACAAUUUUAACCCUAUAUGAGUUGAUGAGUUAUUGAGCUGUCUAAA